AUGCCGUGGCUGGUGCUGGCUGUGGCUCUGGGGGCACUGGCCACUUUCUUCGCCUUCAUGGAUGGCUGGUACCUGUUGCGACUGCCCCUGCCGCUGCUGUACACCCGCUGGGCACUGCCCCCCAUCCGGCACCUGCUGGAGGAGCAGAGCUUCCCAAGUUGGGUCCUGCCGGGAGACUUGGACUGCCUGCUGCCCAUGAACAAUGCCCGGUACCCACAGGAGGCCGACCUGGCACGGGCUGUCCACCUGACCCGCAGUGGGCUCUUCUGCGCCGUCCUGGCCACCGCCUCCUGCCUCUCCCUCUGCUCCCUCUGCUGCCUCCACCUGCUUGAGCGCUUUGCCAUCCACACGCGGCUCCUGGGCUGGGACCGACAUGCCUUCCUCCUUGAGCAGCGCUUUGUUCACGCCCGCGACGGCUUCAUCUGCGCCAUCCUCCAUGUUUGGCAGUAUGUUGCUGGUGCAAGCUCCAUGGAACCUGUCGAGUGCCUCUACUGCAGGAAAGUGGAGUCUCCGGAUCUUCCAGAAGAGGUCCUACUCUGGUUGAAGUACAAUGAGGUCAGCACCCAAAGGUUGGGGGCAGAGAGUGAUUUCCAGGAAGAUAACAAAGAUGAGUAA
Messenger RNA from Rhineura floridana, 615 nucleotides. RefSeq names its product protein THEM6-like. Lineage: Eukaryota; Metazoa; Chordata; Lepidosauria; Squamata; Rhineuridae. Bases 1 to 615 code for a protein of 204 amino acids. The transcript has a single exon. The record is from RefSeq and is a predicted model, not a curated record.